AUGAGUAAUAUUAAGGUGGCUGUGCGGUGCCGCCCACUCUUCGAGAAUGAACGGCCGGCCGCUGGUUUGGAGUUCCACCAAAGCCGCCGUAUUCUUCUCGACAACAAAACAUAUGAUCCCGAUUUCAUUUUCCCACCAACCGCCACUCAAGAUGAUGUCUUCACGGUCUGUCAGCCCAUCCUGCAGAGUGUAAAGGACGGGCUGAAUGGAACAGUGAUGGUAUAUGGACAGACCGGCACUGGGAAGACUCACACCAUGUUGGGAGCCGCAGGGGAAACAAGUGGAAUUGCACAUCGCAUGAUUGCUCAUAUGCUUGAGCAUGUGCAGCAAAAGACAUUAGAAGGAUCACAGUGUGCGUUAACACUCUCUAUGAUUGAGAUUUAUAACGAACGACUAACAGAUAUGUUAAGUGAAAAUGGUGAUACAGAAGUUACACUUGUUGGUGGGUUUCCAAAAUCUAUGGAGAAGUUAACCUUAUCGCGUCUCAGUGAUGCGAAUGAAGCUAUUCAACGUGGACUCAGCUGGAGACAUACUGCAGUAACGUUAAUGAAUGAACGAAGUAGUCGUUCUCAUGUUGUUUUUAUUCUUGAUCUUGAAGAACAAAAUGAUUAUACAGAGACUGUGGAUGUGGCACAUCUCUUUAUGGUAGAUUUAGCAGGUAGUGAAAGUCUUAAAAAGUCACAGGUAAGUGGAAUGGCGGCGAAUGAAGCUGGAAAGAUUAAUAAAUCUCUUUUAGCUCUUAAGAGUGUCUUUUUAGCACUUGCCAAUUCCAGUGAGUCUACACGUCCAAAUCAUGUGCCUUACCGAGAUUCCAAACUAACAGAAUUAUUGCGGGAUUCGGUUGGUGGAACGGCACGAACACUUAUGAUUGCCUGCAUCUCUGCUGUUGGACGUGAUAUUGAGGAAACCAAAUCCACACUCAUGUAUGCAGUGAAAGCACGGUCUAUUAGGAAUGUUGCGAAUACAGAACGGGAAAAAUUAAUGGUCCGUCUUCGUUCCUUUGAAGUGGAAAAUCAACGAUUACGUAAUCGUUUGCAGGAGCGAGUGGUGGAGCGUGGUGGGUAUUACAUAAGCCGUGAAGAACACGAGAGAUUUCAGCAGUUGGAGGAGGAACAUCAAACCAUCAAGACAGACUUGGAGGAUUUAUUACGUGAACGACAACAAACAGAAGCCCAACAUCACAUCUCUGCCUCUCAGCGUAGUAUUCUACAAGCCAUGGUAGAGGAAAAGGAAGAGGAAUUGCGGGGAUUUAAACAAACUUAUCAUGAAGCCUUGUUGAGAUUCGACUCACAAGUGAUUGUGCUGCAGCGAGUGGUGCAGGAGGCGGUGCGGAGUGCGCAGGAGGCCGUCCAACGCGGUGUAGAGACAACCGCACAUCAAUUAGACGAAUGGCGUACACACACACUGCGGGAAAAGAUAAAAAAAGAAAACACCCAAGAAAAGGAAAAGGGAGUAGAAGAAGAAAAAGAAGAAGAGGUAGUAGAAUUAGAAGAAAAGGAAAAAGAAGAAGAAGAAGAAGAAGGGGCAUUAGUGUUUACAUGUGAAUAUGAGGCGGAAGUGGCACGUCUCGUCUCUCGCAUUAACAACGGCUUUGUAAACAUUAUGCAGCAAAUGCAGACAAUGGCCCAACAACACUGCGCCACUGUUCACACACUGCAGGAACGUCGUCGAUCUUCACUAGACACCAUGCAGCGUCGUCUGCAAGAACAAGUGCAGGAACUGUUAACGGCCUACACAAAUGAACAGAUAUCAAUGGACAGAGAACUCGAAGAGGAACAGAAACUCUUCACAAGUCAAAUAACCGCAGCCACUAUGCAACCACCACCGGCAAAUGCACUUCCCUUUAAACACGUUGUGCGAAAUGUCUGCAGAGCGGCUGUGGAGAGUAGUGAUCAUUCCCUUCCACCACUGGAAGUGGCCAGUGAAGUGAUGGAGUCUUUACAUCAAAUUAAUGAGGCUUUUCGUGUAAAAGCCACCAGUUCUUCACUGGGCGCAUUAUUAAUGAUGGGAAAUAUGCCGCCGCCCAGAGACUCCAACUCAUCGCUGGCAACAAACACAACUACAAACUCCACCGCAACGGCUACCAAUCAUUCUACGGUAACUCCUGCGGCGAAUAGUGCGACGGCCACUCCCGCCGGAUCCCCACCACUUCCACUCUCGAGUAGAGAUAAGAAUUAUUCAACAACAACAACAACAACAACGGGUGCUGGUGGGAGUAAAGUAAAGCGUAUUCGCAGCGGAAGUGCCUUGUCGGACUCGCGACGUGCCUCUGCCCGUUGUGAAAAGUAA
Molecule: messenger RNA, 2289 nt
Organism: Trypanosoma theileri
Lineage: Eukaryota; Euglenozoa; Kinetoplastea; Trypanosomatida; Trypanosomatidae
Product: Unc104-like kinesin
Exons: 1
Coding region: 1-2289 (762 amino acids)
Biological process (GO): microtubule-based movement; mitotic spindle organization
Molecular function (GO): microtubule binding; ATP binding; microtubule motor activity
Source: RefSeq, a predicted model, not a curated record